Molecule: messenger RNA, 5344 nt
Organism: Pundamilia nyererei
Lineage: Eukaryota; Metazoa; Chordata; Actinopteri; Cichliformes; Cichlidae
Gene: jcadb
Product: junctional cadherin 5 associated b
Exons: 4
Coding region: 242-4468 (1408 amino acids)
Biological process (GO): positive regulation of blood vessel endothelial cell proliferation involved in sprouting angiogenesis
Cellular component (GO): adherens junction; ruffle membrane
Source: RefSeq, a predicted model, not a curated record
CAGGCAGCCAGCAACCAGCGCGUCUCUGCCUACCAAUAGGCAUGCUCCGCUCAGGCUCUGUGCAGUGCUCUCAGUCUCAGCAGCUGAAGCUGGGCGCAGGGGAACUGCAACGGCGGCGCCAAGCAUCUUCCCAGUGAUGGCCUCUGCUGAGCAGCCGUGCUCCAGCUUCCACCAGCAGCACUGCGCAUAAGGCAACACACCCACCUUUGCCCUCCUGCCCAGAAGUGAGAGAGACACCACCAUGUACAGCGUGGAGGACCUUCUCAUUUCGCACGGAUAUAAAUUGCCGAAGAGCGACCCUCCGUCUGCCACGCCUUUUGACAAGCGCCCUGCUGAUUGCCAGCGUGAACUUGUGGACAACAGGGCUGGCCGUGGGACGCUGAACGGGUAUGAGGCAGACCGGGGGGCAUCUAUCACUGGCAUCUAUGGCAGCAGGCAGGCACUGGUGAAGGGCUACCCCAGCAUAGACAUCGAGAGUGGGGAUAGGAACCAAAGGAGAAAAGAAAUCGGCAUCGGUAUCCUAGGUGACACUCAGCCCUUGGGUGAUUCUCUUGCUACAGAUAGUGGGUUCUACGAUGUUCCCAGUUUGACUUAUUCAGAGCCGCUGAGCCAUGACGAUAGGGAUGUUUCCUACUGGCGGAGGCGAGGUCAGGACUUCAGCAUCCUUCUGGACUAUGCUGAUGGCAGGGAGCUGAGGGCCUCUGCUGGAGCGUGGAGGCCACAGGCCCUGAUCACAGCAGAGGAAUACAGGGCAGAGAGGCAAGCGCAGCAGCUAUGGGAGGACAUUUCCUGGCUAAGGGACCCAGAUGCAGGACCUGGUCAGUUGAGAGUGACUGGGGAGAGGAAGUGCCAGAGCCUUGGAACAGAGGAAUGGAGGCCUGCUGUGGGCCUGGGAAGGCAGCUGUCAGAUGGGGAUGGGGAACGGUGGGCUCAGGACCACUACUACCGACUGAGGACACCGGAGGGUUUUUUUCACCCUAGAACUAAAGCAAAGUCUCAGUCUCUUCCCAGAGUUUUGUCACCUGAUGGACGUGACAGCAGAGAGCUCAUUCCAUCAAGGCCUAGUCUACCUGAUAGACAGAGGAUAAGCAGCACUGUCUUCUCUGGGCCAUACAGUAGGUACAUCUAUGGUGGCGGCCGGGACCGGUGGGGUAGGAGUAUUGGGCCAAGCAGCCAUGUUGCACUUUUACCAAAGCCCAGGUUCAGCAGGCCUUUAAAGCCUCCAUCAUACGAGAUUCACCAGCAGACUAGGGGUAGCGCAGAAAUGCUUGCUAUUGACCAGGGUGUCAAACAAAAAGACAGGCCUAUCUAUUAUCCAAGGGGUGGGGACCUAAGACAAGACUAUUUCGCACAACACUCUGCCAUCACUGGAAUGGAGCCUCCUGGCUACAUCCCACCCCCAUCUUAUAGAAGAGCCCUACCCCCAAGAGCAGUUUCAGUUAACCGCAAUGAAAUGGCAAACUUAAGAUGGAGGGCAGAAGCUUUGCAGAUGCCAAGCUCAGAUCCCGGAAGGUGGUUUUACAGACAGGCAAGUAGUUCCUGGCUGGAACCUUAUGGAGAACGUAGUGCGUCCUAUCGAAAACAGGUACUUUCUUCUGGACAUGAAGAACAACCAGGUCAUGCCCGACAGUUACCCACUGAAGACUCAAGAGCAAAACAAAUCUCAGGAGGGCCUGGCGGAAAUUCUCUAACAGAUAUAGACAAGAUGCGCAACAUCAACAAAGAGAUUCCGUCCGCUAAGAUUUUAGGACAAUCUACACAUGAUAGUGCCUUUCCUCCCCAACAGGGGCCAGCUCUCAAUACCGAAACCCGAAAAACAGCUCCCGGUGACAGCGACAGCAGUAAUCGAUGGCCCAACAGGGGAAUAAAAAAAAGUGACAGUGUAGCUUCUGAGCAAACCCGUACUCCAUUUUUACCUUCAUCCAUUCUGGGUAAACCACCGCCACCUCCAUGUAAGCCGGCUGACCAGGGUGUAUCUGAAACUGUGACAGAAGUAAAAAAGGCAGAGCAACCUGAACCACCGGAGAAAGACAAAACCAAGAAUCUUAAAAAGAGGCUUAGUGAAACAAUUUUUUGUUUGGUGUCUGUCCCUGUUACUCCGCAGCUCACUGGGACAAUUCGUGAUCAGAAUAAUAACAACGAGAAGUCGCCAGACCCAGCUGACAGUCCCAGUGGCAACAAAACUGGCCAUUUAACAAACCAAAGUCUCCAAAGCACAUCUUCAGCUGAAGCUGAGCUGCAAGCACUAACUGGUAGCAUAGCGAGCAGCAAAACGAGCAGUAGAGCAAGCAGCAAAAUGUUUAAAAAACUACCCUGUAGACCCCCUAAAAUAAAUCAUUACAAGGAGCUGAAGCUGUCAGGAUCCUGGCCUGCAAACCAGUAUCGAGACCAGGAGACACAAACUAGCCCAGAGGCCCGAAAAGCUGGCCCUGAAAACAAGGAAGCACAACAAGACCCUGUUCCUCCUGGCACCGAAGUAACCCCUGAUAGCGGCGGAGUAGUGGGCACUGCCUUCAGUUUUCCCAUAAAGGGAGUGAAGAGCCUAAAACUUUCAAGCAACAGCGCCUUCUCCCUGACCUCCACCUUCUCCAACCAGCUGAACAAGAGCACAGCUCAGCAGCCAGCAGUACCACCCUCAGGAAAUGUGGAGGAGAUCAAACCAGCAGCAAACACAGGACAGGAGAAAUUUGAACCGUUCCUUUUGAAACCGGCCACCCAGCGACCAUGGGAUGCAGUCAAAGAGCUGGAGACCAUUAAAAAAGAAGUCCAGGAUCAGCAGCAGCAACAGAGCAGCAAACAGCCCAGUGUUGACAAGUGCAUUGAGGACCUUAACGAGGCCUACAAAGACAUCUUGGAGCUAGGUACUGCCAGCAAUAAAGUCCCAAACGGUUCCGUCCAGAUUCCUGAGCGUAUCAAAAUCCGACUGACAUCAGAACCUCUCAACAAGCCCAGCAGCCUUAGGCGCAGUGCAGUAAGCUGGUCUGUUGACCCAGAAUACAGGGAAGUGAAGAGCGCCUUCUCCAGGCCUGCAACAAAGUCGGUAACCUUCAGCAAGCAGCUUAGGGAGGAGCUCCCGGUGCCACCUCGGGAGACGGGCUUCAGAGAAUACAGGGUUGUUGCGCAUCUUUCACGCAGAAGGAGCAACGAUGGCAGGACAGUAAAAUUAGACCUGCCAGAUGAACCUAUCGAAACACCUCUUUGUGACUUUAGUCCAACAACGCACACCACAGCAGCUGAGGUGCCAUGGGCAGACAGACAGCCCAUGCAGGAUGCCUCUACACUCACUAGUCCUCCAGAUUAUGAAGACAUAUGCCAGACUUUGCGUCAGUCUAGAGACCCAUCGGAUGCCAGUAAAGCAUCCGCAGGCCAUUCCAGACCUAAUGACACAGAGACUCUUCAAGAUCUCAGUGCUGAAUCAGAGGAGGAGUGUCCUAUUUGUAAACGAGAGCUUGAGAAUCAGAUGAGACAGGGUCCAUUGCCUCCACUUCACGAGGAGAACAGCUCAGACAGCUCGGCCAAUCAAAAUGGCAGUCCGCCACAAUGCACUGCAUUAGAAAGUCCAGCAGAAGAUACAAAAAUAGAGGAGCCAAAUGCAUCAUGUUCAAAUCAGUCAGGGUCUGAAGUGUGUGCUGAAAAAACAGAGCAGCAUUCACUGACACAGGAGAAUGUGGGAGAGGGUGAAAAAACAGACAAUGCUCAGGCAGAAAACUUGGACAAUUUAUGCAUAGUUAAUCCUGCUGAGAGCAUACCAGUGGAUGGAGCCACAGAGGAUCUCUCCUCUGCAGCCACAGUAUUAGCAGCUGAUCAGCCUACAGACCCCCAAGUCACAGAGGAACAGAGUGUUAAUGAAACAGCAACUGAGGAAGAAAAAUCAGAAGAUAAAGAAGCCACUGCAGGAGAAACACCUGAAGGCAGUGCAGGCAAACAGACAGCUGAAGUGAAAACUGAGGAACAAGACAAUGCAACGCCAGUUGACAAGCAGGAGCAAGAGAAGAAGCCAUUUGCUCUCCCAGAGCAUAGACUUGGUCUACGGACUCAUCUAGGGCGAGACCUCCCUGGGUUACCUGAGUUUCCGCCUGAUAGACUGCCACUUUCCGUUCCCCCGAACCUAGACCGCAGACUAUCUCUUAGCUUGGAGGGUGAGCGGAGGAGCAAGGGCCCCUCACAGCGAAUUGAAGCAUUGCAGAACAAACUGGCUAUUUCUCCAGGUCGGGUGGCAGUUGAGCGACUCGCCCGGAUGAGAGAUGUGGAUGUUAUGUAUCGUGUGAGGCGCUUAAGCAUCAGGAGUACUGACUCUGGGGAAGGGGAGACAGAGGCAGAAGGGGAGGGCAAGGAAGAACAAGCAGAGGAGUUCGACCCUGCUCCUCAUAUGGACAAAGACAACGAGCAAGAGGUCCCCAACUCACAGGAGAGCCCCGAGACAGUGUUGCAAGAUGAACAGGAGUCACCUCUCUCAGAACCCCAAUGAUCCCAGCCGAGGGGAGACAGUGUAGAAAGACUGCGUCCACCAUCUCCAUCUGAGGUUUUUAGCUCCAACACUGUGACCUGGCUGCCUACUAGAAUGCCUUCAUCUCAUCUUGACACUGAAAUUGCCUUCUUGUCCGACAAGAGCAUUGUGUACACCCUCACCCUCGGCGCUGCGUUGACUACUAAGAGUGCUGUUCCACUGCCAAAGGGAGGUGCCUCUUUAACUUGUGGGGCAACUUCCACCCAGAAUCCCACCCCAGCCUUCCCAAACUGACUACCCACUACCCCAUCGGUCCUCCAUCCCCAACCCCAUCCUCUUAUAGGGUUUCUACUAGUUAGUCUUGUAGCGGCUUGUCCUUUCUAUUCUAUCCUCCCUAUGCUUUUCUCAUUGGCAGACAUUAUGCAAUUCUGUCGUGCAUACUAGAAUUUCUGAAAAUGUCCGCAGCGAAAACAUUUUUCGCAUACCUGAACGUUUCUGUUUGUUUACGGGCGAGUUGUUGAGGAUUAUGAAUGUAAGUGUUUAUGUUUAACCUAAUGUAGACAUAGAGGGGUUUAUUGUCACAAACAUGUUCUGUUGCAUUUAAACUACACCAAAAUAACCUGCGUAUUUGAUUGUGGUAAGGCGACAGCUGUUUUAGAACUGGACAUCACUGUCUUUGGCUAAAGAACUGUUUUGAUUUUCAGAUGAGAUAAAUCAGCCUUUCUUUUUAAAAAAACAAAAAAAAACAACUGAAUGACAUUGUGCCCUUUCUCAUUGCUUUUGUACACACUGCAACCAUAACUCUGCAACCAUAGCUCUUCAGUGAAGAGUGACUCUAUACCACAUGGCAUGACAGAUCAGUAAACUAUAAGAUAACAUUGGCCCUACUUUAGAGGG